CUCUCUCUCUCUCUCUAUCUCACCAACCUUUCUUUCUAUAUAAACCCACCUUAAAUUCCCAUUUUCAUCGAAGCCUCAAACCCACGUAAAUAGAAAGAAGGAAUGGGACGUCCCCAGGUUGACUCUCCGGCGGUUUACCCUCCAGCACGACCACCACCACCACCACCAGAAUCUGACCCACAACCGCAACCCUUUUCGUAUGCAACCGAACAUCACGACCCCACUGCAUACCCUCCUGGAGAGAUCACUCCAGCAACAGCUUACGAAUCAUCCUGCAACACCGAAACUCCACAAGCUUACAACGAAGCCCCUGUUCCCUCAUCAUACCCUCCAACAAACGAUUCCUCCAACCCACAACAGUUCCCACCACAAAACCCACCAAACAAUAUGACCUAUCCUCCUCAAGCGGCGACAUAUCCACCUAACAAUCAUCCGUCGCAAUUUCCUAAGCCAAUGGGCUAUGGUCCACAGCCAGUUAACUUUCCACCACGGGAUCCAGCUGCUACAGUCCCGCAGCAGUUUCCACCUCCACCACCAUCUCCCCACAAACACUUCCAGCAAAAUGUUGCUGCACAGGGAAUUCCGAUGCAGCAGCAGCAGUUUACACCUGUCCCAGUGCAAAGGUAUGGACCUAACAUGGGCUCAUCUGCGUGGACGACUGGGCUCUUCGAUUGCAUGGAUGAUCCCCAAAAUGCUCUCAUUACGGCCUUCUUCCCGUGCUUAACAUUUGGACAGAUAGCAGAGAUAGUCGACAGUGGCCACACAACGUGCGGCACAAGUGGGCUCAUGUAUGGCUGUAUAGCUUGUCUGAUUGCAUUGCCAUGCUUGUUAUCAUGCACUUACCGUACCAAACUCAGGAGCCAAUAUGAUCUGGUGGAGGCCCCCGCCCCAGAUUGGGCCACACACUUCCUUUGCGAGUGGUGUGCUCUCUGCCAGGAAUACAGGGAACUUCGGAAUCGAGGCCUCGACCCUGAGAUAGGAUGGCACGGAAACAUGAUGAAGAAUCAGAAUCAGCAGCCACAAGUUGCUAUGAUGCCUCCAAUGAAUCAAAGCAUGAUGGGCUGAGAGUUUACUAGAGUGGUUUUUAGAUGUUGUGAUUUUUGGAUAGUCGAUCGUCCCUAUUUUUAUCUUUGGAUAUCUUGUCUGUUUGGCUGUUUGCUCAUUUAUUUUCCUUUGGAAGGAGGUAGAAAUACUCCUGUGUAUCUCCACUUGAAAUGAAAUCGUUAUCAAGUUAUAUGUA
Magnolia sinica is the source of this 1240-nucleotide messenger RNA. RefSeq names its product protein PLANT CADMIUM RESISTANCE 6-like. The coding region runs from base 103 to 1065 and encodes 320 amino acids. Lineage: Eukaryota; Viridiplantae; Streptophyta; Magnoliopsida; Magnoliales; Magnoliaceae. The transcript has 4 exons. The record is from RefSeq and is a predicted model, not a curated record.